AUGAUAACGCUACUGCUCAGUGUUGGAUUGAAAAGCCCGAUUGCUAAGCUACUGCUACUGCGACUACUAGGUCCUUGCAUCGCGGGUCGGCAUUUAUCGAGAACAACCAGCGGGCAGCUGCGGCAGUCGCAAUCCAAGCAAGAGAACCUCGAUGACUUGUACAUUUACAACACCUUGAGCUCCGCCAAGAGCACCGACAACGAGCUUAUUCGCUGCACGAUAUUUGAUGGCGAUGGGCACAUGAUUGUGCACGGCAAGGAGAUCGCCAAGUCAGAGUUUAUGAAACAGUACCAUUUGGUGCCUCGCGAUUUCCGGAAACUCUCCAAACAUAGCACCACGACAACAACGACACAAUCUUCGAUGCAUGGCAUUGAGCUAGUUCCCAGCUUAGUGACCCGGAGACAGUGCAUCAUGUUGAACUUGUUGAAUAUCCGGGCCUUGAUUCAAAAGGACAAGGUGACUAUUUUUGACUCUACCGCAAGCAGCACCCACUCUACGCGAGUCCAUGAAAGCAGGUCGCAGAUUCAGUUCUUGCAAGAGUUGGGCGAUAAGCUUAAACACAAGGACGACGUCACUCAGAAAGAAGCAGAGCUAUAUUACGAGUUUCGAGCGUUGGAGGCUAUUCUCAUGCAAGUCAUUGCCAACUUGACCACCGAGAUGAAAGUGCACAAGACGGUGGUGAGCAAUGUGCUCCUUGGGUUGGACGAGGGCAUCGAGAGGUUCAAGUUGCGGUACCUAUUGAUCCAGCUGAAGAAAUUGGCGCUGUUUCAACAAAAGGUCACUUUGAUUCGGGAUUUAUUAGAGGAUUUGCUCGAGCGCGAUGACGAGUUGAAUGAGUUGUACUUGACUGAUUCCCGAGUAGGGACCGACCACGCCGAGAUUGAAAUGUUGCUAGAGUCCUACUACACGCACACGGAUGAGAUUGUGCAAACGGUGGAGAACUUGAGAUCGCAGAUUAAAACAACGGAAGAGAUUAUCAACAUUGUCUUGGAUUCGAAUAGAAACGAGCUAAUGCUACUUGGGUUGAAAUUCUCAACGGGGAUGCUCUCGAUGGGAAUUGCGUUGUACUUGGCCGCGUUGUACGGUAUGAAUUUGGAGAAUUUCAUCGAGGAGUCAGACGGUGGAUUUGAGGCAAUUGUCGUGUGUUCUUGCGUUUCCUUGCUUGUGUUGUUGUUGAUUUCCUUGAAGCAGUUGAAGAAAGUUGAGAAAAUAACCAUGACCAAUUUUAAAGCUCGCUCGCCGUGA
Molecule: messenger RNA, 1245 nt
Organism: Lodderomyces beijingensis
Lineage: Eukaryota; Fungi; Ascomycota; Pichiomycetes; Serinales; Debaryomycetaceae
Source: the annotation of a GenBank genome assembly